AUGCACUCUCGCUCCCUGGUCUCUGGUCUUCCCAGGUCUCUGCUCUCCCUCCCUCCCUCACCUGCGCCGCCCUGCAUUCCUUGCGUCGAGGGGCGGCAGCGCGCCGCUCCUCACUCCUCCUCGUUCCCUCCCACAGAGGCUCCGCUGCAGACUCUCCACCUGGACGUGUGGGGCCCAGCCCGCGUCCAGGGGCAGGGCCGCGAGCGGUACUUCCUACUGGUUGUCGACGACUACACGCGUUACACCACGGUCUUCCCCUUGCAGCGCAAGGGGGAUGUCCCUGCUGUUCUGAUCCCUUGGAUCCGCGCUGUUCAUCUCCAGCUCCGCGAGCGGUUCGAGUCGGACUUUCCUGUCCUGCGUCUGCACUCUGACAGAUGUGGUCCUGCUGGGGGUGGUCCUGCUCGGGGUGCUGUCUCUGGGGGUGCUGAGCCUGGGGGUACGGAGCCUGAGCGAGAGGAGCCUGGGGGUGCUGAGCCUGGGGGUGCGGAGUCUGGGGGUGCUGUGCCUGAGCGUGAGGAGCCUGGAGGUGCUGAGCCUGGGGGUGCGGAGUCUGAGGGUGCUGAGCCUGUGCGUGAGGGGCCUGAGGGUGCUGAGCCUGGAGGUGCUGAGCCUGAGCGUGAGGAGCCUGGAGGUACUGCGCCUGGGGGUGCUGCGUCUGGGGGUGCUGAGCCUGAGCGUGAGGAGCCUGGGGGUGCUGAGUCUGGGGGUGCGGCGCCUGAGGGUACUGAGACUGCUGGUGCGCGGUCUCCUUGGAGUGGCCGCCUUCGUCCGCGUGUGCCUCUCACUUCAUCACAGCAGCUGCACGAGUGGUACGGUCGCCGUCAGGGUCGCGCUGCUGGAGCUCGGGGCUCUGCCGCUGGAGGUGCUUCUACUGCCGUCGCUGGAGCUGGGAGUGGUGCUGGUACUUUGUCUACUGGAGGUGCUGGAGUCGCUGGUCCCGGAGGUGCUCGUACUGGAGGUACUAGAGCUGCUGGGGCUGGAGGUGCUGAGCCUGUCUGGAGAGGUGCCGGUUCUGGGGGUGCUACUGCUGGUGGAGCUGGUCCUGGAGGCGCUAGCGCUGGGGGUGCUGGAGCUGCUGGAGGUGCUGGAGCUGCCGGUGCUGGUGGCACUACACAGCCGAGACUGUUCUUCGCUCCGCCGUCUCCGUCGUCUCAGCCACCGCCUGACUCUGUGCUUCGCCAGGUUCUUAGUCUCCCGUCUUCUACUGGUCUUCCGUUACAGCUUGGCUCACCGCUGCCUGCUCCUUCUCCUUACAUUGAGCAGAUAGGGGGUCUUUCUGAGCGUCGUGAGCCUGCGUCGCGUCUUGUCUCGCCUGUUCGUUCUGGUCGUACCGGUCGUCGUGUUCCUCGUCAGCGUCCGCCGGUUGUCCCCGGCGCGCACCUCCUAGCCCUUCGUCCUUCCUCUGCUCCGCAGCGUGUUCCUCUGCCGUCUCCCCCUGCGUCCUCUCUGCCUGACGUUGCGGACCCUGAGUCUGACCAGUUUCGUGCUGCACACCCUACUGUCACGCGUCUGUUAGCCACUGUUGUCACUGACCCGUCGUUUGAGUCUGCUGCUGCGUCUGCCUUGGUUGCUGAGCUUGUUGACUUUGCUGCUGCCUGUCCCGCUGCGCCUCAUCUCGUGGCCAUGCUGCUUGCCCCUGAGGGAGACCCGGAUGCACCAGACAUCCCGACCCCGCGAUCUUACGCUGAGGCGAUCGCGGGCCCCUACUCCUCUCAGUGGCAGACAGCCAUGGACGCAGAGAUGGCAUUCUGGAAGUCCACGCGCACUUACGUCGAUGAGGUUCCCCCUCCUGGGGCGAACAUCGUCGAUGGCAUGUGGAUUUUCAGGGUGAAGCGGCCGCCGGGUUCUCCUCCUGUCUUCAAGGCUUGUUACGUUGCUAGAGGCUUCACGUGA
This is a messenger RNA of Closterium sp. Yama58-4, 1893 nucleotides long. Lineage: Eukaryota; Viridiplantae; Streptophyta; Zygnematophyceae; Desmidiales; Closteriaceae. The record is from the annotation of a GenBank genome assembly.